This is a messenger RNA of Exserohilum turcica Et28A, 1371 nucleotides long. RefSeq lists its product as uncharacterized. The coding region runs from base 1 to 1371 and encodes 456 amino acids. Gene Ontology annotation, cellular component: fungal-type vacuole. The transcript has 4 exons. Gene Ontology annotation, biological process: proteolysis. Gene Ontology annotation, molecular function: aspartic-type endopeptidase activity. The record is from RefSeq and is a predicted model, not a curated record. Lineage: Eukaryota; Fungi; Ascomycota; Dothideomycetes; Pleosporales; Pleosporaceae.
AUGUCUCGUCGCCGGUUCUGUCUGACAGCCUUGGCGCUGCAGACACUUCUCCCGUUUGCAUCCGCAGCAUACUUUGAGAACCACGCUGAUGCCCUUCGUGAACUCGAAAUCCCCGUUGCGAGAUCCGUACACGCUCUGCAACCCGUUCCCGGACGCCAGUUGGACAAGCGAAUUGCGGCUCGGUCCAAACGCAAAGGUACCGAUGUCCUUCGAAACACACUGGACGGAUCAAACUAUGUCAUCAACAUUACGCUCGGCGGACAGUCUUAUGGUGUCCUUUUCGAUACCGCAAGCAGUGCAUUCUGGCUACCCAGAGCCAACUUCACUUGUGUGGACUUCAACAACAAAGUGCAACCUCAAUCCGCAUGUGGCUUCGCAUCGUAUGGUCCUCAAGACUACACUGGCGGCCAAGUGGCGAACCAAAACUUUAACGCUUCCUAUGUCACUGGAGAAUUCGCAGUGGGCACGGUUGGUCGCGAGAAAGUGACGUUUGCGGGAUUGACCGUGCCUGAUCAGCAUAUUGGGUUAGUGGAUAGGACAUAUUUUUACGACCAGAAUGGCUUCACGAGCGGAAUCAUGGGCUGGGGACUCGGCAAUUACACUUCAUAUUAUUCAGGAAAUGACCCGAGUCUGGACGAUGCAACCGAUCCAAAGCACACUUGGAUCCCGACCAACACGUGGAUCCAGAAUGCCGUCAAAGAAGGGUUAUUGGAAAAGCCCAUAUUCUCCGUGAACCUAGGCAACAGAACGGAGAAUGCGGCGAACCUAAGUAUAUCUGGCUUCGUGGCUGUAGGCGGCGCGCCGCUCAAGGGCCUUCCCUACACGGGCGUCUGGGCCAACUCGGCCGUCCACACGGAGACGUACCAAGGCUGGGGUCUAAAGAACAAGUAUUCACACUGGAAUGUACGACCCGACGGCUUCCAGAUUGGCGAGAAUUUCAUCGAGUGGUCACCCGGUACCUUUGCCAACACCGACGACGAGGUCUUCACUGUCAUCGACACGGGAGCCGCGUGGACCUACGUCACCAAUGAGACUGCCGUGGCCAUUGCCAACUCCUUACAGCCGCCCGCGACGUGGUCCCCCUAUGACACCGCAUACAUUGCUCUGUGCAACGCCACAGUGCCCAAAAUCAGCAUUCGCAUUAACGGCACCAAUCUCCCCAUCAACAAGAGAGACAUUCUGAUGGAUGGCUGGGCCGGCCAGGCAAACACCUCGACCACCCUGUGUUGGCUGGGCUACCAGCCCGUCCUCCAGCCCAAACGCGGUGGCUCCGCACCGUACAUCCUUGGCGACACGUUUCUCAGGAAUGUGCUGGCUGUGUUUGACGUGGGCAAUUUGAGAAUGGCCUUUGCCUCGCUGGAUUGGCAGUGA